Messenger RNA from Aquila chrysaetos chrysaetos, 4954 nucleotides. It is a transcript of the gene THOP1, whose product is annotated as thimet oligopeptidase 1. Gene Ontology annotation, cellular component: mitochondrial intermembrane space. The transcript has 13 exons. Gene Ontology annotation, molecular function: metalloendopeptidase activity. Gene Ontology annotation, biological process: proteolysis; peptide metabolic process. Bases 12 to 2408 code for a protein of 798 amino acids. The record is from RefSeq and is a predicted model, not a curated record. Lineage: Eukaryota; Metazoa; Chordata; Aves; Accipitriformes; Accipitridae.
GGGGCGUUGCCAUGGGAACGGGCGGGCGGGAGACCCGGUCCGGCGUGCUGCUCCCGGAGGGGCUCCGCUCCCGUUCCCGGGUCCGUGGGUUCCUCCCGCAGCCGCCGAGGCUGAGGGGCCGGGGCAGGGAUGGGGUUUUACCGUGUGCGAGCGGAUGGGCCGCUCCCCGCGUCCCGGAUGGGGUGAAAGGGAAGGGGAGAGCGGCCCAGUCCUCCACUCUCCCAGAAUCCCUCGGCGCGGCCGCUCUCUCUAGCCCGUCUCUAUGGCUGGGGCACAUGCUCUGUGCGUGGGGCCGGCGCGAUCUUGUCCCGGCCUCGUCAGCAGAGCGGGGACUCCCGGUAACCCCGGCAUGGCCCCCCCCCACAGGUAACGUUGUGGAUAGCCAGUCCCCCAGGCUAUUGGCAAAUCAGCUAAGAUGGGACCUGACUGCCGAACAGAUAGAAAACAUGGCUGCAGAGCUCACGGAGAGGACCAAGCUUGUGUAUGACCGGGUGGGCGCCCAGGAGCAGGGUGAGGUGUCCUAUGAAAACACUCUCAAGGCACUGGCAGAUGUGGAAGUGGAAUAUACGGUUCGACGGAACAUGCUGGACUUCCCCCAGCAUGUCUCUCCGUGCAAAGACAUCCGUGCGGCGAGCACCGAGGCUGACAAGAAGCUCUCGGAGUUUGACGUGGAGAUGAGUAUGAGGCAGGAUGUGUACCAGAGGAUUGUCUGGCUCCAGGAGAAAGCAGAGAGCGCUUCACUGAAGCCUGAAGCAAAGAGAUAUCUAGAGAGGCUGAUCAAAUUGGGUAAAAGAAACGGUCUCCAUCUCCCUGAGGAAACGCAGGAGAAAAUCAAAGCUAUUAAGAAAAAGCUGAGUGUCCUUUGCAUAGACUUCAACAAGAACCUCAACGAAGACACCACCUACUUGCCCUUCUCGAAGGAGGAACUAGGGGGGCUCCCUGAGGACUUCCUGAACUCCCUGGAGAAGACAGAGGAUGGCAAGCUGAAAGUCACCUUGAAAUACCCGCACUACUUCCCUCUCCUGAAGAAGUGCUACGUGCCUGAAACGAGGAGGAAGGUGGAGGAAAUGUUCAACUCCAGGUGCAAAGAGGAGAAUUGCUUGAUCCUCAAGGAGCUGGUGGACUUGCGGGCUCAGAAAGCCAGUCUGCUGGGCUUCAACACACAUGCGGACUUUGUGCUGGAGAUGAACAUGGCUAAAAGCAGCAAGACAGUGGCUACGUUCCUGGAUGAGCUGGCCCAGAAGCUGAAACCCCUCGGGGAGAAGGAACGGGCUGUGAUCCUGGACCUGAAAAAGAAAGAAUGCGAGAAGCGUGGCCUGGAGUUUGACAACCGCAUCAAUGCCUGGGACAUGCGCUAUUACAUGAACCAGGUGGAGGAGACCAAGUACAGCGUGGACCAGAAUCUGCUGAAGGAGUACUUCCCCAUGCAGGUGGUCACUGCAGGCCUGCUGGCCAUUUACCAGGAGCUGCUGGGGCUCACCUUCCAUCUGGAAGAGAAGGCUCCAGUCUGGCAUGAGGAUGUCCAGCUCUACACGGUGAAGGACACCUCCUCCGGGGAGACCAUCGGCAAAUUCUACCUGGACCUGUACCCGCGGGAAGGGAAGUACGGGCACGCAGCCUGCUUUGGCCUGCAGCCGGGCUGCCUCUUGCCGGACUCCAGCCGGCAGAUCUCAGUGGCUGCCAUGGUGGCCAAUUUCACCAAGCCCACGCCGGAUGCACCUUCCCUGCUGCAGCAUGAUGAAGUAGAGACCUACUUCCAUGAAUUUGGGCAUGUCAUGCACCAGCUGUGCUCUCAGGCGGAGUUUGCCAUGUUCAGUGGGACACACGUGGAGCGGGACUUUGUCGAGGCACCAUCGCAGAUGCUGGAGAACUGGGUGUGGGAGAAGGAGCCGCUGCUGCGCAUGUCCAGGCACUACAAAACUGGAAGCCCCAUCCCUGAUGAGCUGCUGGAGAAGCUCAUUAAAUCCCGGCAGGCAAACACAGGGCUCUUCAACUUGCGUCAGAUCGUCCUGGCCAAGGUGGACCAGGCACUGCACACCCAGACGAAGGCCGACCCCGUGGAGGUGUUUGCCCGGCUGUGUGAAGAGGUGCUGGGCGUGCCUGCUACCCCAGGUACAAACAUGCCCGCUACGUUUGGCCACUUGGCCGGAGGCUACGAUGCCCAGUAUUACGGCUACCUCUGGAGCGAAGUGUACUCCAUGGAUAUGUUCCACACGCGCUUCAAGCAGGAGGGGAUUAUGAACUGUAAGGUGGGCAUGGAUUACAGGAAUUGCAUCCUGCAUCCUGGCGGUUCCCUGGAUGCUUCCGACAUGUUGAGGAAGUUCCUGGGCCGCGAGCCCAAGCAGGACGCCUUCCUGGCCAGCAAAGGACUGAAGGUGGAGAGCAACUCGCUGCCUUCGGCCUGCUGAGAAACUGCUCCAGCCCAUUUUGAGUAAAGCCAGCUCCUUUGUCUACGCACCAGUCCUCUCAGGCCAAGCAAUACCCGGUACUUCUGUCGCCAAACGCAUCCUGGGCCAGCCCCUGCCUGGAGCUGUUCCUCCAGGAUCCUGCUCCGAGCUCACCCAGGGCUUCAGGAGCUGGGUUCAGCCCUGGUCCAGGGCUCUGCGGUGACAGCUCUGCAGAGGGAGUUGAAUUGCCUUUGUCACCCUCUCCGAGGGGGUUGGGGCUUUUGGUAGCCCACACAAAUUGGCUGAACUUUGAACCUGAUUGCUGCACAAGGGUGAGUUUUGGCCUCAUUUAUAGCUGGGGAGGAGGGUGAGAGGAGUUACCAAACUUGAAUCAUUGUUUUAAAAUCCCUUCUUUUUAAGAAAUGAGACUUCCCACCGGGCUUGGCUUGUUUUGUGCCCUGGGGCAGACUUACUGUUCAGAGCACGAAACAAGCAGCGUUGGAAGUCGUGCUCUCCCAUCUUUGGGCAGCUGGCAGCUGUGGAAUAAAGAUGGGGAGAUCCCAGAGCUUAAAAACCAUUGCAUUUACUGGAACGUCCUGCCCUGAGCCCCUCAGACGUUCCUGCCAGGGCAGCAGGCCUGGGAGGGGGGCAGAGAGGGCUGGUACAGCUCUUCCCAGAACAGGGGAUCUGGGGAGCGUGGCCUGGCCCCCAUGCACUGCCAGGCGUCCUCGGGAGGUUGUGCCUUCUCCCAGGCUGUAUCGGAACUGCUGGGAUGCUGUGCCCAGGGCCAUCUUAUGGCAGCCAGUGCCUUCUGGGCUCCGGUCAUAGCAGCAGAGGGUGUGUUGUUAUUGCUGUCACCUCUAAGCCAGGGUGGGACAGGGGAGGGCUGUGGAAAAAAAAAAAAAAAACAAAACCAACAACAAGUGGACAGCUUCAAACAACACGGAUGCCGGGGAUAAAAAUAUCAAGUGGGCUUUGUGCCAGGCCUUGAGCGGCUGGGCUUUGGGUGCGGCGCCGAGCUGGGGGAUGGCAGCCAGCCCUUUGACCAGCCUUGGGAGCAGCCGGGCUGUGCCACCUGCCCCCCCAGCUGUUCCCCUGUCCCCAAGAACCCUAAAACCGGUGCCCGCAUGGCGUGGGGUGGCGUGGCAUGGUGUGCCUCCCUCUGCUCGCCUCUGUGGUGCCGUUCCUCCUGGUGCCACCGUGCCCGAGCAGGCAGGAGUACAGCUCUGCUGAUGCGUGCAGGGCUGUGCGUUGGAGCUGCUGGAGGAGAGCACUGACCCCAUGGGCAAAGGCCGAUUUCAGGUUUUGCUCACGUAGGAAUCACGUGCAGGCUGGGAAAGGUUUUUAGCAGCGAGGGUGUGGGGCAGGUGGAAGGUAGGCUGCUUCCUUGGUAGCGGAGGGGAGCCGAGGACCUCGGAGGGGAGCUGCGAGCUCCCACCGGUGUGAGGGAUUUUGUGGUGUCAGGAUACUGAAGGCAGAUCUCAUUUUCUGGUGUCCCAGCCCACCUCCAGCCUCAGGUGCUUUGUGUGACGCCGUUUGACGGCUGCAGGAUUGGUCCCUGCAGUUCUUCUGUGGUUUGAGCACACAGGGGGUGCCGUGCUCGCACCCACCACCCUCGUCAGGGCUACGUGUGGGAGCUGCCGUCCCUCCCCAGGGUCUCACGCUGUGGCUCCCUCCCCAACUGGGCUGUUCCCUUUGCUUCUCCUCUUGUCUGGGCUGCAUCACCGGAGCGGUUCUGGCUUCCUUCCCCGCAGCCGCUGAUGAGGGUGUUGGAAGAAGGCUCGCCCCAAGUGCAGACAAAGUCGUUGCCGUCACCUCCCUCCCCCAGACACCCCUGGUGACACGGGAAGACUGGUGACACCCUCCCUUGCUGGUCCCCUCUUGUGCUGACAUGUGGACAGGUCCGUAAGCAGCGAAGUGGCUCCUUAGUGUUAGCUGGGGCCACGUUGAGCAUCUUGUCUUUGUCCCCACCCUCUGUUUUAGGCAUAGGCGAGUGUCUGUGUCCCACGUGCCGGCUGUGCAGGGCCGGGCGCUCUCGAGUUGAUGCUGUGGGUGUUUUAAGUGUCAUGUUUUACUGAGCUUUCAGCAUUUUCUUUCAGACCUCUCCUCUCGAGGGAGAGAACUGAAGCUCAACAGGGAAACCGCGCACUUUCCUCCCUCCUUCCCAGGCCACAAAUAACUCUGUUCCUCCCUCCAGUAACCCCUGCUGCUGGCAGUGUGGUGAGAGGUGCUGCCGGAGGCUGUGGCCAGGCAGAGUGGGGGGACCUGAUGCCUCUCCAAGCGCUGCCGUUCCCUAUGCAUGGGUGAUCCCCAGGAGCAAUGCCGGGAACCGGGCUCCUUGGAGCUGCACCUUCUCCCCCCCCAGCUCCUCGUCCCCAUCCCGUCCCAGGCUGGUGGGGAAGAGAGGUCCCUUUGGGGUUUGGUUGGGUUUUGGUUUUUUCUGUUAACCUUUUCUAAGGGCGAACUGGUGUGUGUGUGCCGUUCGUAAUGGUCACGUCCCAUCCUGCUUGUUUCAAUGACUGGAUUUUAGACGGUUCCUAGUGCUAAUAAAGGUUUUCCUAAGCGGA